UGUUAUUUGAUCUGAAAUCUGUUUCCUGAAACUAUUAUAAUUAACAAAAUUGUUACGCUUAUUUAAUAUAAUUAUAAUAAUAAUAAUGAAUAUAAUUGAAAGAAAAUGGAUAAUUUCUAUAUUAGGAAUGUAUUCAUGUGGUUUAAUGUAUGCAAUACGUGCUGGUGUUGGUAUUGCAAUGGUUCGUAUGACAAUGAAAAUUGAUAAUAAUAAUAAUGGUACGAAUACGGUUUCGAAUGCACCGAUAUUUGAUUGGAGUGAAACUUUACAGGGUAUAAUAUUAGGCGGUAUAUUUUAUCUAUAUUGGAUUGUACCGACAAUUGUUGGCAAUUAUAUUGAACAAUAUGGUGCAAAAUGGUUUACAUUGAUCGGUGUUAUUGGUCCUUGUAUAUUGACAGCAAUAACACCAUUAAUAGCAACAAUAAAUGUUUAUCUAUUAAUUAUUGUUAUGAUUUUGAUUGGUGCAACACAAGGUUUUAUUUAUCCAUCAUUAUUUCAUCUUUAUGUACAAUGGUUUCCACCGGAACAACGUUCAAAAGCAAAUUCAGGUAUACAAGUUGGACAAUCAAUUGGUGGUACAUUAAUGUAUUUGAUUGGUGGUUCACUUUGUAAAACAUCGAUUGGUUGGCCAUUAAUUUUUUAUUUUGAAGCUGCACUUCAUGUACCAUGGAUAUUUUUAUGGCUUUAUUUUGGUUCCAAUCAUCCAUCAGAUAUUGAUUCCGGUGAUAAUGAACAAAACUUAUCAAAAAAUGUUGAUCAAAAGAAUUCAAAACAAAUUGAAACACCAUGGUUAGCAAUAAUAAAAUCCGGUGCAGUUUGGUCAUCAAUGUUAAGUAAAUUUGCCUGUUCAUAUGGUUUUUAUAUGUUUUUAAGUAAAAUUCCUGCCUAUUUGGAUCAAACAUAUAAUGUUGAUAUAGUUGAAAAUGGUUUUAUUUGUGCCGGUGCAUUCGGUAGUUAUGGCUUAUUAUGUUUUAUAUCACCAUAUUUAUCAAAUUGGAUGAUAGAUCAAUUGAAUAUAUCUAAAUUAAUAAUACGAAGAUUAUUUCAAGCAAUUGCAAUGUUAAUACCAUGUUUAUGUUUAAUAUUAAUAACAUUGAUUAAUCAAAAAACAAUAAUGAUUAUAUUAUUAAUAAUGGCAAUGUUAAGUUAUGGUUUUUUUACCGGUGGUGAAUGGACAAUGAUUUCGGAAUAUGCACCAAAUCUGGUUGGUGUUAUCAGUGGUUUUACACAUAUAUUGGGUUUUAUUGCCGGAUUUUUAUCACCAUAUAUUGUUGGUAUGAUAUUGGAUUCAGAUUUAGGUGAUGAACAAUUUAAAUGGAAUAUUUCAUUCUGGAUUAGUGCUGCAUUAUAUUUAAUUGGUUAUAUAGCAUUUUUUUUCUUAUCCACUGUUGAACAACAAUAUUGGGAUAAAAAAUCUCGACAAAAAAACAACAACAACGAAAAUUGCAACAACAACAAAAAAAUGAUUCAACAAAAAUGGAUCAUAUCAUUAUUGGGAAUAUAUUCUUGUGCAUUAAUGUUUGCACAAAGAGCAGGUUUCAGUGUUGCUAUGGUUCGUAUGACAAGUUCAUCAACAAAAUUGGAUAAUUUAACUGAAUCCGGUAAUGGACCACCUUGUUAUGAUUGGAGUGAAACAUUACAGGGUAUUAUAUUAGGAUCUUCAUUCUAUCUUUAUUGGUUAAUACCAACAAUUGCUGGAAAUUUUACGGAAAAAUAUGGUGGAAAAUGGUUUGCAUUUAUCGGUGUUUUUAUACCAUGUGUAAUGACAAUGUUAAUACCAUGGGCAGCAAAUCAAAAUAUUAUUAUAUUAAUUAUCAUACAGAUAAUUAUCGGUGCAACACAAGCAUUUACAUAUCCGGCAUUAUUUUAUUUAUAUGUACAAUGGUUUCCACCAGAACAACGAUCAAAAGCAAAUUCCGGUAUUCAGAUUGGUGUUUCACUUGGUAGUAGCAUAAUAUAUUUGAUUGGUGGUUAUCUUUGUGAAACAUCUAUUGGUUGGCCAUUAGUAUUUUAUGUUUGUUCAGCAUUUCAUAUACCAUGGUUAAUUCUUUGGCUUUAUUUUGUUGAUAAUAAUCCUGUUGUUGUUAUUAUCGAAAAUAAUGAUGAUGAUGAUAAUAAUGGAAAAAUUAAAAAUUUUCAAAAUUUUGAUGAUAAACAACAAAAAUCCAACGAAAAGAAAAAAAUUCCAACUACACCAUGGUUAAAGAUAAUAACAUCGACAGCUGUUUGGUCAUCGAUUAUAUCAAAAUCGGCUUGUUCAUAUGGUUAUUUUAUGUUUCUUAGUAAAUUACCAUCAUUUUUACAUAGUGUUUAUCAUAUCGAUAUUACCUAUAAUGGUUUUAUUAAUUCAGCAACAGCAUUAGCAUAUGGUAUUACAUGUUUUCUUUCACCAUAUAUUGUCAAUCAAAUGAUUGUUAAACAAUAUUUUAAACGACCAGUAAUCAUACGUAAAUUAUCACAAACAAUUGCAAUGUUAGUACCGGCAAUUUGUUUAAUAUUGAUAACUAUAUUUGAUAAAGAAGAUGAUAAAAUUAUUGUCAUAAUAUUAUUGAUUAUUGCAAUGUUUGGAUAUGGUUUUGUAACCGGUGGUGAAUGGACAAUGGUAUCGGAUUAUGCACCGAAUUUUGUCGGUACUGUAAGCGGUAUUACAUUGAUGUUAGGAUUUAUCAAUGGUAUAUUGGCACCAUAUAUUGUUGGUCUAAUAUUGGAUUCAACAAUUGCAUCGACAAUUAUUCAACGAUGGCAUAUUGCAUUCUUAAUCAGUGCUUUUUAUUAUAUAUUUGCCUUAAUCAUAUUCAUUAUAUUCGGUACUGAUCAACAACAAUAUUGGGAUGUUAUCUAA
Dermatophagoides pteronyssinus (European house dust mite) is the source of this 2842-nucleotide messenger RNA. Its product is annotated as sialin-like. NCBI's taxonomy places the organism in Eukaryota, Metazoa, Arthropoda, Arachnida, Sarcoptiformes, Pyroglyphidae. Gene Ontology annotation, cellular component: membrane. Gene Ontology annotation, molecular function: transmembrane transporter activity. Gene Ontology annotation, biological process: monoatomic anion transport; transmembrane transport. The record is from RefSeq and is a predicted model, not a curated record.